Neurospora hispaniola is the source of this 533-nucleotide messenger RNA. RefSeq lists its product as uncharacterized. The transcript has 2 exons. Bases 82 to 420 code for a protein of 112 amino acids. Lineage: Eukaryota; Fungi; Ascomycota; Sordariomycetes; Sordariales; Sordariaceae. The record is from RefSeq and is a predicted model, not a curated record.
ACCUUUGCGCAGCUGGCCCCUUGUUUGUGCCGUAAAUCCGCGCGAAUAAGCGAUGCCCUGCAGCUCCUCGGUUAACAGAGGAUGAACUUCAAACAAUCUGAGGCUUGUGAGACUUUUGAGGGAAGCUUCACUCUCAUAUCAUGGUCUAAGAGAACUUCCGUAGGUGUUUCAGCUUGGACCAUCAAGAUCCAAUCCGACGAUGUGGUCCGCAACAUGGCUCCCCUGCUGCUACUUGUCAAUAUGACCGACCCAUUCUCCGCCAUUUCAGCCAUUUUAGUCCAAGAAAAGCUUCGCCAUCACACUGCUCCAACUCACCCAUGGAUGGAUGAAGUGAUGCUUGCGGUUCAUCGUAACUAUCAUAAACAUAGCCAUGGGUAUGACGGCGCUGUUUCCCUGAAUCGCAUGCACACCUAUCAAUAAGUCAUGGGAGUCAUUGAAGCCCAAAAAGUGCUGGGAGCCUCACGUAACGGUACACUACAACAUUUUCUCGGCCUCCUAUUCGGUGUUGAUGGAUAUUCCCCUGGCCCUUGUCG